AGCAGGCAGUUCCGGCCCAGGGGGAGGCCAGGCCAGACAGCUGCAUGAGGACCGAGCUGCUGCGAGAAGAGACACCUAUGGCUGCUGAUGAAGGCUCAGCAGAGCAGCAGGCGGGAGAGGCCCACGUGGCCGCAGACGGCGAGACCAACGGGCCAUGCGACCAAGGUGGCGAUGCCAGCAGCCAUUCACAGGCGACGAAGCACACGCAGGAGAGCGCAAAGGCCAGCUCACAGGAAGGCACCAACACACUCCCCCGAGUCGCGGAGAACGGAAUUUCAGAGAGAGACAUAGAAGCAGGACAGCAGAACCACGUCACGGCCGACGACUUCACGCAGACCGCUGUUGUGGGCAGCAAUGGCUACUUCCUGAGCAAGCCGGCCCUGCAGGGGCCACCCCUGAGGACUAGCAGCGCUCUGGCCUCUGCACUUCCUGGCCAUGCUGCAAAAACCCUGCCUGGAGGGGCCGGGAAAGGCAGGACUCCGAGUGCUGUUCCUCCAGCGCCAGCUGCAGCACCAGCCAUGCUCGGGGAGGGGAGCGCAGGUGUGGAGGACAGGAAGCCCGCGACCCCCGGCACCGACGUCAAGGUUCACAGGGCACGCAAGACCAUGCCACGAUCCGUCCCAGGCCUGCACGCAGCCAGUAAGGAGCCCAGGGACGUCCGAGACGCGCGAGAUCACAAGGAACCCAAGGACGAGAGCGGCAGGAGCGUCCCCGACUUUGGCCGGCAGCAGCUCCUGCCCCCCUUCCCGGCCCUUCCCCCGUCUCUACCUCAGAACCAGUGCCACGUGGCCACCACGAAGGCCCAGACAGCUUGCUUGCCUUUUGUUUUAGCAGCUGCCAUGUCUCGGAAGAAAAAACGAAGAAUGGGGACCUAUAGCCUGGUUCCCAGGAAAAAGACCAAAGUUCUAAAGCAGAGGACGGUGAUUGAGAUGUUUAAGAGUAUAGCUCCCCCCACAGUGGGCUCCAAGGGGGAGAAGGACCUGGCCGACAGCACCCUGCACAUGAAUGGGGAGAGCCUGGACAUGGACUCGGAGGAGGAGGACUCGGAGGAGCUCGAGGAGGACGAGGACCACGGGGCCGAGCAGGCGGCUGCCUUUCCCACUGAGGACAGCAGGACUUCUAAGGAGAGCUCGUCUGAAACCGACCGAGCCCACAAGAUGGAUGGCGAGUCUGAGGAGGAGCAGGAGUCGGCUGACACCGCGGAGGAGGAGGAAGGGGACGAGUCUGACCUGAGUUCCGAGUCCAGCCUCAAGAAGAAGUUUCUCAAGAGGAAAGGGAAGACAGACAGUCCCUGGAUUAAGCCUGCCAGGAAGAGGCGGCGAAGAACGAGGAAGAAGCCAAGCAGUCUGCUGGGUUCCGAGGCACGGAAGCCGUCCUCAGGAAGCACAGAGCAGACGGCACCAGGAGACAGCGCUGGGUACAUGGAAGUUUCUCUGGACUCCCUGGAUCUCCGUGUCGGAGCGACCCUGUCCUCCCCGGCAGAAGGGCUGGCCAACGGCCCGGACGCACUGGAGACGGACGGCCUUCAGGAAGUGCCUCUGUGCAGCUGCCGGAUGGAGACCCCACGGAGCCGAGAGAUCACCACUCUGGCCAACAACCAGUGCAUGGCCACUGAGCGUGUGGACCACGAGCUGGGCCGGUGCACGAACAGCGUGGUCAAGUUCGAGCUGAUGCGCCCGUCCAGCAGGGCGCCGCUGCUGGUGCUGUGCGAGGACCACCGCAGCCGCAUGGUGAAGCACCAGUGCUGCCCCGGCUGCGGCUGCUUCUGCACGGAGGGCGAUUUCAUGGAGUGUCAGCCUGAGAGCGGCAUCUCUCACCGUUUCCACAAGGACUGUGCCUCUCGGGCCAGCAACGCCAGCUACUGCCCCCACUGCGGGGAGGAGACCUCCAAGGCCAGAGAGGUGACGAUAGCAAAGGCAGACACAACCUCCACGGUGACGCCAGCCCCCGCACAGGAGACGAGUCUGGCCGCCGAGGGCAGGGCGGACACGACCACGGGCAGCGCCGCUGGACCACCGCUUUCGGAGGACGACAGGCCACAGAGCGCAGCGCCCCAGGUGCCCGAGGGCUUCGACCUGACCGGGCCAGCAGGGCUUGGCCGGCCAACCACUGGCCUCUCCCAGGCGCCAGGGAAGGAGACCCUGGAGAGCGCCCUGAUUGCGCUGGACUCAGAGAAACCCAAGAAGCUUCGCUUCCACCCGAAGCAGCUGUACUUCUCGGCCAGGCAGGGAGAGCUUCAGAAGGUGCUGCUUAUGCUGGUGGACGGCAUCGACCCCAACUUCAAGAUGGAGCACCAGAACAAGCGCUCCCCACUGCACGCCGCAGCGGAGGCCGGCCACGUGGACAUCUGCCACAUGCUGGUUCAGGCGGGUGCGAACAUUGACACCUGCUCGGAAGACCAGAGGACGCCGCUGAUGGAGGCAGCAGAGAACAACCACUUGGACGCAGUGAAGUACCUCAUCAAGGCCGGGGCGCUGGUGGACCCCAAGGAUGCGGAGGGCUCCACGUGCCUGCACUUGGCCGCCAAGAAGGGCCACUACGACGUCGUCCAGUACCUGCUUUCCAGUGGCCAGGUGGACGCCAACUGCCAGGAUGAUGGAGGCUGGACACCCAUGAUCUGGGCCACCGAGUACAAACACGUGGACCUCGUGAGGCUGCUGCUGUCCAAGGGCUCCGACAUCAACAUCCGGGACAACGAGGAGAACAUCUGCCUGCACUGGGCAGCCUUCUCAGGCUGCGUGGACAUCGCCGAGAUCCUGCUGGCCGCCAAGUGUGACCUGCAUGCCGUGAAUGUCCACGGGGACUCGCCCCUACACAUCGCGGCCAGGGAGAACCGCUACGACUGUGUCGCCCUCUUUCUUUCUCGGGAUUCAGAUGUCACCUUAAAGAAUAAGGAAGGGGAGACGCCCCUGCAGUGCGCGAGCCUCAACUCCCAGGUGUGGAGCGCCCUGCAGGUGAGCAAGGCGCUGCGGGACGCGGCCCCUGACAGGCCCUCCCCCGUGGAGAAGACGAUGAGCAGGGACAUCGCCCGCGGCUAUGAGCGAAUCCCCAUCCCCUGUGUGAAUGGAGUGGACGCUGAGCCAUGCCCCAGCAACUACAAGUACGUCUCCCAGAACUGUGUGACCUCCCCGAUGAGCAUCGACAGGAACAUCACUCACCUGCAGCUCCCAGCACACCACCUGAAGUGCCAGGGCAACUCAUCCUCAGGGCUGCCCUCGGACCGCACGCCUGUCUCUUCGCCCUCCUACCCGCCUUCCCAUCGCGUGGUCCUGUUCAGGGCCUGCCCACACCAGCUCUGCCAUCCCAGCUCUGACCUCCACCGUGUCCUCGGGCCCCUCCCUCAGGCACUCAGCCUGUCUAGGACCUGUGCUCUCCCCCUCCCUGAGACCUCACGCGCCCUUGAUCCGAUCAGAAGGAAGCACUGACGGGGACAUUUACUUAUUU
Molecule: messenger RNA, 3444 nt
Organism: Tupaia belangeri chinensis (Chinese tree shrew)
Lineage: Eukaryota; Metazoa; Chordata; Mammalia; Scandentia; Tupaiidae
Gene: EHMT1
Product: euchromatic histone lysine methyltransferase 1
Exons: 22
Coding region: 45-3425 (1126 amino acids)
Biological process (GO): negative regulation of transcription by RNA polymerase II; peptidyl-lysine dimethylation
Cellular component (GO): chromatin; nucleus
Molecular function (GO): p53 binding; histone H3K9 methyltransferase activity; zinc ion binding
Source: RefSeq, a predicted model, not a curated record